Prunus mume (Japanese apricot) is the source of this 1430-nucleotide messenger RNA. RefSeq names its product Peptidase M20/M25/M40 family protein. The record is from RefSeq and is a predicted model, not a curated record. Gene Ontology annotation, cellular component: cytoplasm. Gene Ontology annotation, biological process: amino acid metabolic process. Lineage: Eukaryota; Viridiplantae; Streptophyta; Magnoliopsida; Rosales; Rosaceae. Gene Ontology annotation, molecular function: aminoacylase activity.
CACCCCCCCUUCUCCGCCCACCGCACCGCGGACGGCAGCAUAUUUGCCCGUGGGGCCCAGGACGACAAGUGCAUCGCCAUCCAGUACCUCGAGGCCAUCCGAAACCUGAAAGCCGCCGACUUUGUCCCAAUCCGCACCGUCCACCUGUCCUUCGUCCCCGACGAGGAGAUCGGCGGCCUGGACGGCGUCGCCAAGUUCGCGGCUUCCAAGGAGUUUCGGGAUUUGAACGUCGGGUUUAUGCUGGACGAAGGCCAGGCCAACCCUGGCGACGAGUUUAGGGUUUUCUACGCCGAUCGGACUCCGUGGAGUUUGAUCGUCAAGGCGAAGGGCGCUCCCGGGCACGGGUCCAGAUUGUACGACAAUGGAGCGAUGGAGAAUUUGAUGAAGAGCGUUGAGGUUAUGACUCGAUUUCGGGCGGCCCAGUUCGAUGUGAUCAAAGCCGGGAAGGCCGCCAUUUCGGAGGUUAUUUCGGUCAAUCCGGUUUAUUUGAAAUCUGGGAUUGCUUCUGGCGAUGGGUUUGCGAUGAAUAUGCAGCCUUCGGAGGCCGAGGCCGGGUUUGAUAUAAGAAUACCGCCUACUGUGGACCCCGAGCUUGUUAGGAAGAGGAUUGCUGAAGAGUGGGCACCGGAGGCGAGGAAUUUGACAUACCAGCUAAUUCAGAAAGGACCGACUAGAGACUAUAGGGGUCGCCCUUUAGCAACACCAACCGAUGAUUCCAAUCCAUGGUGGUCUGUUUUCAAACAAGCUAUCGCAUCGGCUGGAGGCAAACUUGCAAAGCCUGAAAUCUUGGCAUCAACUACCGAUGCACGAUACAUGAGACAGCAGGGCAUUCCCGCUCUUGGGGGUUUCUCCCCAAUGACGAAUACUCCCAUCUUACUUCAUGACCAUAACGAGUUCCUAAAGGAUACCGUAUUCUUGAAGGGCAUAAAAGUAUAUGAAUCUGUAAUCAGUGCUUUGAGUUCCCUAGUGGAAACAUCUGAAUAGCCACCACAGUACUAAAUGGAGAGAACAAUGAUUGCAUAUUAAACUUGCCAUGGUAGUAGUGCUGCACCAUUUUAAGUGGCGUUUUGCACUCCGGGCACUCAGGGGUGGAUUCAAAGCGAGCGUCAUCUGAAAGGUGAAGUUGUUGGUUUAAAAUGCUUGAACAGUUUUACAAAUUGUUAUAAAUCGUCCCCAUCAAGCUUUGCAAAUAUUUUCUAUAAAUUGUCCAAACUGAAUAAAAGUCCUGAAUCUGCCAAUCUAGAUGCCCUGGACGUUCUUGUUGUUGCUGUGAUUGUGUCUUGCUGUAAUGUCAUUUAUUGUACAUUCCUUGAAACGAUGUAUAUGAUUGAAUAAGAGGGAUUGCAAAUUAAUAUAUGGCAUAUAUAUAUAUAUAUAUUAUUGCUGAAGUCACAGUCGAGUAUGGCGUUUGUACUUUGUUCAAUGAACCA